This is a messenger RNA of Linum trigynum, 504 nucleotides long. The record is from the annotation of a GenBank genome assembly. NCBI's taxonomy places the organism in Eukaryota, Viridiplantae, Streptophyta, Magnoliopsida, Malpighiales, Linaceae.
AUGCCUAUUUUCCCGAAGAGCAGCACAAUUGUGGACCAAAUCAAGCUUAGAAGGUCCAGUAGAAACAACUUCCAUUCCCAUCAUCUUCAUCGCCAUCAGCUAGACCCAGCAGCAGCAGCCAAAACAGAUCCCAACCCACAACUCUCUCGCCCUCCCAAAUCCACCACCAUCUCUUCCCUCUUCAUCUCCCCAUUCGUCCCCAACUCAAGCGAACCCAUCACAAUCACCAUCGCCAACAACAGUACUGUCGGCGGCAAGAAGACGGGAACCAUUGCCUUCAAAGGCUUUGGAUGUGCUGCUAGGGCUGCCAGUCAGGUGUCGGUCCCGGCGGUGAUAAGGUCAUCGGCGGAGUGGGAUGGAAAGAAAGUAAAGAAGAAGAUGAAGAAAAAAGUUGUGGUUGCGUCUCCUAAUCCUCCCCCGCCACCCCCGCAGCAGAGGAGGAAGAUGAGCGAGCAACAUGGGAUUGUCGAUUUUACUUUUCAUAUUCAGGGGGGUCGGGUUUGA